Messenger RNA from Paramecium pentaurelia, 1261 nucleotides. The record is from the annotation of a GenBank genome assembly. Lineage: Eukaryota; Ciliophora; Oligohymenophorea; Peniculida; Parameciidae.
AUGAUUUAAAAUGUGAUUGAUGUAGUUGAGUUCCAAACUACUUCUUAAUCACUAUUUUCAAAACAAACAUAUUACACAAUAAAAGGAUCUGACAAACAAGGAAAUUUUGAAGUACAGCGAAGAUUCAAGGAUUUUGUGGCUUUAAGAAAUAUUCUGGUUAUUUAAUGGCCAGGAUGCUAUGUCCCAAGUUUACCUGGUAAGAAACUUUUUAAUGGAAAUGAUGUAAAGACAAUCAAUGAUAGAAAAAAAUUCUUACAUGCCUUUUGCUAAAAAUUGAGCUAAUUGCCUCAUCUAUUUUAGACAGAAGAAGUGUCACAGAUAUUUUUAAGAUCAAAAGAUGAGAAAAUUUAUAAAAAAUUAGAAUCUAUUAAAUCACCUUCUACCUAAGAUCUUCUUGAAAAAUACUAAACUCUAUUUACAGAUAUAUUAAAUGUAUUAAUAUAUAAUUUAAUGUAAAGGUUGAGAUUGAUGCAAGCACACUUAAGGAGAUUGACAAUUUUGCAGAUUAAGUAAGAAAUUAUAGUAUUAAAUUAAAAAACAUAAAAAAGAUAAUUAAAGAUAGUGUUUAAUCAGGUAGGAAUUACAACAAUUGUCUAGAAGAAAUAAUCAAAACAAGAUUAAUAAACUUUGAAAAUUUAUUUGUUUCUUCAUUUGUAAAUUCAGAUGCAUCAAUGCUAAUUUUUAACAGAAUUAAAUAAGAAUUAAUGGAAACAUAUUAAGAAAAAUAAGUUUUUAAUUAAAAUAAUAUAGAAAUCUUGUUAGAUUUAAUUAGAUUAGAAUCUAAGGAUUGUAAAGUAAGAAUUUAUUAUAUAUUAUUAAGAUUGUAUUAAAAUAAAUUAAUGAUAAGAUUAAUUUAGAGAAUAAAGUUAAAAGUUUAGAAAAUAAAAUUAUUGAAUUGGAAAAACAAUUGGAAAAGUUGAAUUAGGGAAAGGUUUCUUUUAAAAAUAUGAUUAAAUAAAAAUCGCCAGAAGAUUCUAAAAAAUAAGUUGAAUAAGAAAUAAGUGAUAUUGUUAAAGAAAUAAAAUAGUUAACAGAAUUAAUUGUAUUAAUUAAUAAAAUAUUGGCAUUAAAAGAAAGAAAUAGAUAUGAAAAUGAUAAAAACUAAUAAUUUAAAGAAAUAAUGGAGAUUUUAUAAUAGAUGGAAUUAGAAAGCAUUAAAAUAGAAUCAUAAUAUUGGGGAUACAUUUUAAAUGAAACAAAUUAAUUAAUUUCUAAAACAUAAAAUUAAUAAUAAAUAGAGUGUUAAACUAAUAUGGAAUGA